AGUCGUCUGUCGGCAUCGUUGGCGCGCGUACACACCGCCGUCCAAGCAUCCCGUGGUCCACGACCGUUGCGUUCCGAUCCGUUCCGUCGUCAGUGUCAGUGGUGAAUACGUGUGACAGUGUCUGUUCGCGACCCUCCGUCACCCAUAUUACCUCACUCGGUACCUGUUCGUCAUUCGCGCGCGCUUGUCGUUAACGGUUCCGGCUGCGGCCGAUCGCGCCCAUGUGAUAUGCCCGGUUUGCGUCGUCAUCAUCGUCAUCAUCAUCAUCGUCAUCGGUAUCAUCGAACCCGGCAGAAUGAUGGGCAUCGGCGGCGACGAUGACUCCAGCAGCGGAGUAGUGGUGAGUGUUGGCGGCGGUGUCAUUAUCGGGAGUAUCGGCUGCAACGGAGGACCUGGUCUUUUCCGGUCCAGAAGCUUACCACAUCUGUUGGGCAACGACUCGGGCGUGGGCGGCAGCUUCAGUGACGGCGUCGGUGGUAGUGGUUUUCCGGAAGGUGGUGUUGGCGGCACCGGAAGCGGCUUCCACGGCGUUGGAGGUGGUGCGCCAUUGCCUGGCCAUUGCAGCAAGUCGCAGCCCGCUGGCCUAUCCGGACUCGGUGACAUCCGUCAACUUGUUACGCUUAAGCAGCACUAUUAUCCUGAAGGUGGAUGGGGCUGGGUGGUUGCCGUUGUGGCUGUGACCGCGCAUCUGCUCACUCACGGACUCCAUCUCGCAUCUGGUGUAUUUAUCCAGGAGUUGGUGCACAAGUUCGGGCCCGGCACCGUGGUACCUGCAGUUAUUGUGUGCGGUUUGCGUUGAGUACCCUCAAGAGUACG
Molecule: messenger RNA, 816 nt
Organism: Rhopalosiphum maidis (corn leaf aphid)
Lineage: Eukaryota; Metazoa; Arthropoda; Insecta; Hemiptera; Aphididae
Product: glycine-rich cell wall structural protein 1-like
Exons: 3
Coding region: 296-799 (167 amino acids)
Source: RefSeq, a predicted model, not a curated record